Molecule: messenger RNA, 1089 nt
Organism: Aspergillus affinis
Lineage: Eukaryota; Fungi; Ascomycota; Eurotiomycetes; Eurotiales; Aspergillaceae
Product: putative RING finger domain protein
Exons: 5
Coding region: 1-1089 (362 amino acids)
Biological process (GO): protein ubiquitination
Molecular function (GO): ubiquitin protein ligase activity; hydrolase activity, acting on ester bonds
Source: RefSeq, a predicted model, not a curated record
AUGCAUUUCACUUGCACUCUGGUGGUUUCUCUCGCCUCCACCUUGGUAGGCAGUGCUCAGACAGCACCAUUGACGUUGCGAGCGUCAUCCCAUUAUCCUGGAUUCGCGAAGCUCAAGUCUCUCUUCGUCUUCGACACUCAGCCCUCAAGCUCUGCGUAUCCCGGCCGCACGAGCGCCAACGGCCCCAACUGGAUGGACCUUCUCACAGUGAAAUACAACGCCUCGUCGCUGCUCACUUACAACUUCGGCGCCAGCGGUGCCACCCUCGACACCUCGAUCGUCGAGUCAGGGCUUGACGUCGCCCGGGAGAUCUCCGAAUAUUUCGUCCCAUACUAUGCAAACUCAAGCUCGGACUUUGAUUCUGUCUGGGAGACUGACUCGACGCUCUUCGCCAUCUGGGUCGGCAUCAAUGACAUCAACAAAUCGUACCUCGCGCAGAAUAAAUCCAUUCAUCCGCUGGUCUUCGAGCGGUAUCGCGAACUGGUCGGCGAUCUGUACGACCUUGGCGCAAGUGCUGCUGAGGAACGUAUUCCGAUCGAGCGGACAGCCGUCAAGGAUUAUAAUAGCCGAGUGGAAGCGCUCCAGAAGGAUCUCCGGGGGAAUUAUGAUGACGUGACGGUGUUCCUCUACGAUACGUACUCGUUGUUCGACAAAGUCAUCGACGAUGCAUCGCAGUUCGAGCAGACUAAGGGAUACAAGGAUACGACUUCGUACUGCUCGGCGUAUCAAAAAUUAACCAUCUUCGUCAACCGCCGAGAGCGGCGACCCUCGAAGAGCAAAAGCGACUCAAAUGACAAGCUGCGCAAGCUCGACGCCGUCUCGCCCACGCGCACGCUGGAAGAAUGGUGGUCCAAGGCGAAAGGACCGCUACUUCCCUCCGACUGUGUCGACGGACAAUUUAUGUGCGUUGUCUGCCUCGAGUCGGUGCUACGUUCCCAAGAGAUCCGCGAACUCAAAUGCCUGCAUGUUUUCCACAAGGAGUGUCUGGAGAAAUGGUACUUGCAAGACCAUUUCAACUGCCCUCUCUGCCACCGGGCCUAUUAUAUUCAAGAGACCCAUCCCAGUAAUGAUUUUGUAUGGAUGGUAUGA